AUGUUUCAGGUAAAUUGGGAUUUAGGAAGUGCUCCGCCGAAAAGGCAAGAGCCCAAAGAAUAUAAAAAAAGAAAGAAUCAGACCGAAAAGGCAAAACCUGAAUUGAUAAAGAACAAGGACUCGAAAGGUCAAGAACCAUCAACAAAAAAGCAGAAACAAGAACAAAAGGAAAGCGAGAAGUUUGCAAUUGAAAGCAAGCAACCAUCUCCUGCUCAGCAAGGCGAUAAAAAGUUAGCAAAUGAAGAUUCUUUGACGAUGCUUCAAAAGAAAAUGAAAGGGAAAUUAGAUGGUGCUAAAUUUCGAUGGAUCAAUGAACGAUUAUACACGACAGAGAGCGAGGAUGCUGUGAAACUUUUCCGGGAUAGUCCAGACAUGUUUGAAGUGUACCAUGCCGGAUUUCGACAUCAGAUUGAAAACUGGCCUGAAAAUCCAGUUGACGUUUUUAUUCGCUUUUUGAAGGAAAGGUACGAUAAAAAGAAGCGACCCGUUAACGUGGUAGAUCUUGGAUGUGGAGAAGCUAAAAUUGCCGCAACUUUUGAGGCAUCCAAGCAUAUCCAAGUACAAAGUUUUGAUCUCGUUUCUGCAAACAAGUUUAUUGUAGCUUCGGAUAUCUCGAAUCUUCCUUUAGAGGAUGGUAGCGUCGACAUUGCCAUCUUCUGUCUGAGUUUGAUGGGAACGAAUUGGCAAUCAUUUUUGCAGGAAGCCCACCGCGUUUUGAAGCCACAAACAGGGCAAUUAUGGGUUGCUGAAAUUAAAAGUCGUUUUUCUGAUAAAAGUGGUAAAGUCUUCGCUCAAGAACUCCCAAAAAUGGGGUUUGAAAAUACAUCCCUUGCCUUGGGUAAUAAAAUGUUUACGCUUUUCGAGUUUGUCAAAAGACCUUUACUUGAAAAGCCACAGACUCUUCCUCCUAUUCUUAAUGCCUGCAUCUACAAGCGUCGGUAA
Messenger RNA from Schizosaccharomyces osmophilus, 942 nucleotides. It is a transcript of the gene rrp8, whose product is annotated as rRNA methyltransferase Rrp8. Gene Ontology annotation, biological process: rRNA methylation; ribosomal large subunit biogenesis. Bases 1 to 942 code for a protein of 313 amino acids. Gene Ontology annotation, molecular function: rRNA (adenine) methyltransferase activity. The record is from RefSeq and is a predicted model, not a curated record. The transcript has a single exon. Gene Ontology annotation, cellular component: nucleolus. Lineage: Eukaryota; Fungi; Ascomycota; Schizosaccharomycetes; Schizosaccharomycetales; Schizosaccharomycetaceae.